Messenger RNA from Dinoponera quadriceps, 2694 nucleotides. RefSeq names its product extensin. The coding region runs from base 1 to 2694 and encodes 897 amino acids. Lineage: Eukaryota; Metazoa; Arthropoda; Insecta; Hymenoptera; Formicidae. The record is from RefSeq and is a predicted model, not a curated record. The transcript is spliced from 4 exons.
AUGGUGAUUUAUGACUUGAAGAACUCGGUGGCGAUCAAGCCACCACCGCUUCGGAAUGAAGCGCGAAAUACACCGGAGACCGAAGAUUUCUCUGCUACUGUUCUCUCACCCGUUAGCAAAUUGCUCAGGUGCUUACCGUUAGUAAUAGUAUGCGCGUCAUUGUGGAAGCUGCUGUGGGCGGCCUUUCUGGCGGCCGUGCUGUCCACGUGCCAUGCGGACGCGAGUCGCGAAAGAAGUAAACGUGCCAUAGAGAACAACCCUCAGUUCCAGGGUUACGUCUAUGAGCCCCCAUCGAAACCGUUUACUUUACCCCCUUCGGGGUCACGGACGAGUUUAGCAACAGUCAGGCCACCCACGGUGACCACUGGAUAUAUUUAUACAAGUCCGAAAAUUCCGUUUAUUACGCCUACUACUAGAAGAACGCCACCGACUGAUGGAUAUACAACCCCUAGAACUCCGUUUAUAACGACUACUACUAGGAGAACUACUCCUUAUACAACCCCUAGAACUCCGUUUAUAACGACUACUACUACCAGGAGAACUACUCCUUAUACAACCCCUAGAACUCCGUUUAUAACGACUACUACUACCAGGAGAACGACACCACCGGUGACGAAUGGAUAUACUUAUACAACACCUAGAACUCCGUUUAUAACGACUACUACUACCAGGAGAACUACUCCUUAUACAACCCCUAGAACUCCGUUUAUAACAACUACUACUACCAGGAGAACGACACCACCGGUGACGAAUGGAUAUACUUAUACAACACCUAGAACUCCGUUUAUAACGCCUACUACUACUAGGAGAACUACUACUUAUACAACCCCUAGAACUCCUUUUAUAACGCCUAGUACUACUAGGAGAACUACUACUUAUACAACCCCUAGAACUCCGUUUAUAACGCUUAGUACUACCAGAAGAACGACACCACCGGUGACGAAUGGAUAUACUUAUACAACCCCUAUAACUCCGUUUAUAACGCCUACUACUACUAGGAAAACUACUACUUAUACAACCCCUAGAACUCCGUUUAUAACGCCUAGUACUACUAGGAGAACUACUACUUAUACAACCCCUAGAACUCCGUUUAUAACGACUACUACUACCAGAAGAACGACACCACCGGUGACGAAUGGAUAUACUUAUACAACCCCUAGAAUAUCUACCGUAACGAACGGUUACACAACCUCAAGGACUACAUUUACACUGCCAACCACACGAACCACGUUUACACGAACCACACCAAAGGAAGGAUAUGUUUACUAUACUCCGGACCAAUCGUUUACAUUGCCAACAAGAGUACCACCGCCGCCGCCGAAAACAGGACCGCCUUAUAUUCCUCCGCCACCACAGCCUCCUAGAACUCCACCUCCACCUCAGCGCCCCACACGUCCACCUUAUGUGCCGCCACCUCAACCUCCCCCAACUAGACCUCCUUAUGUUCCUCCAACUAGACCUCCGUAUGUACCUCCACCCUCUCAACCUCCAACUAGACCCCCAUAUGUACCACCACCUUCUCAACCUCCUCCAACUAGACCUCCUUAUACCUCCUUACGUACCUCCACCCUCANCCCACCCUCGCAACCGCCAACUAGACCUCCAUAUGUACCUCCACCCUCUCAACCUCCAACUAGACCCCCAUAUGUACCACCACCUUCUCAACCUCCUCCAACUAGACCUCCUUAUGUUCCUCCACCCCCUCCAACUAGGCCUCCUUAUGUUCCUCCACCCCCUCCAACUAGACCUCCUUACGUACCUCCACCCUCACAACCGCCAACUAGACCUCCAUAUGUGCCUCCACCCUCUCAACCUCCAACUAGACCCCCAUAUAUACCACCACCUUCUCAACCUCCUCCAACUAGACCUCCUUAUAUCCCUCCACCCUUUCAACCCCCAACUGGACCACCGUAUAUUCCUCCGCGGACAUCUGCGCCAACUUAUCUGCCGCCAGAAUUUCCUACACGAUCAUCUGUCACAACGCGAUUCACUACGAAAUAUACACCGCCCGUGACUCCACCAACCAUCAGGUAUACGACCCAACCACAAACCUAUCUUCCACCUACGAACACUACACAACGCACCACGUAUACGACACCACCUACCAGGUACUCGACACCACCUACCAGGUACUCGACACCACCUACCAGGUACUCAACACCACCUACCACGUACUCGACACCACCUACCAGGUACUCAACACCACCUACCACGUACUCGACACCACCUACCAGGUACUCGACACCACCUACCAGGUACUCGACACCAACCAGCACGUACUCGACACCGACUACCAGGCCACCGUUCUCCACCACCCCGGGCACUUAUCUACCGCCAAAAAGCACCACCCCGGGAACCUAUCUACCGCCAAAAAGCACCACCCCGGGAACCUAUCUACCGCCAACCACCACCACGACCCCUCGACCAUCCACUUCCAAAUCAACCACCCCGACCACGACCCAUAGUCGUCCUCCACCUUAUCUACCGCCGUCGACCCCGAGGCCGAGCUACCCCACGAUAAAGCCGCCACCGCCGCCGACACCCACUUACUCGAUCACACCCAGCACACCCACUCCGCCGUCGCCUACAGGAAGUCGAGCGCCACCCCCGACCCUGCCGCCCACGACGCCGAAACCAACUCAAGGUUAUUAUUACCCGAUCCCCGAAAUUCCCUUCGAUUUCCGCAAACGAUGA